Molecule: messenger RNA, 4056 nt
Organism: Dermacentor silvarum
Lineage: Eukaryota; Metazoa; Arthropoda; Arachnida; Ixodida; Ixodidae
Product: nischarin-like
Cellular component (GO): cytoplasm
Molecular function (GO): phosphatidylinositol binding; protein kinase binding
Source: RefSeq, a predicted model, not a curated record
CUAUUUAUUUAUUCACGCAUGCGCAGGAGUUCGGAGCAAUCCAAAACCGCUGUUUUCGCAGGCCCAACCUCAGCACGGCGCCAGCACAGGUGCUUGUCAGGGCCGGUCAGGGCCAUGAACAGCAUUGGAUGAACAAGCAUUUGCAUGGUUUAGAUGACGUGCCGUCGAUGCUUGUGCUCACGUGCUACCGUUUUCGUCUAAAGCCUUGUGCUUAAGACCGCACCGCUGACUGCCGAUUGUCAUCCGUUGCCCAGUGGGCGCAGCUAGUGGGACUUUCCGUACCGCACACACCGCACUACUAUCCGUACGCCGGCCCAUCAGCCGACGUUUGUGUGCAAAGCAUGGCGCUGUACCAACCUGUCCAGUCGUGGAUGAAGGCCUCUGAAGCCGUCAUCAUUGGCACCGAACAAGGCGAUGGAUUCACGGUGUACCGGGUUCAGGUGACAAUCUCCCCUUACUGCUGGGUGGCGAAGCACCGGUACAGCGACUUCAAGGAGCUCCAUAACAAGCUUCGGCGGAACUACCACGUGGAGCGGAGUCUCCUGCCGCCCGGCAAAGUCCUAGGGCGCCAGGCAGCCAGCUUUGUGCAGCAGCGUCAGGCCGAGCUCGAGCACUACCUCGUCACGCUGGUGCAUCACUUUGCAGAUGCCCUGCCACUGCCCCUGGCACGCUUCCUCCACUUCGACCAAUUUGAGGUGCGCACUGUUGUGGCCGACUUGGCCGAGCAGCUGUUUGAGACGGGCGAACGGAUCCUGGCUGGCGACUCCCGCUUCUGCACCACCCCACUGCAGCUGCACUGCCUCACCGAGAGGCUCAAGUUGGCCGAACCGACCUGCAGUUCAGAGGACAAGCGGCGAGACCUGGCCCAUGUGCUGGACUUUGUGUCCCAGCUGAAGCACCUUGAUGUGGCGGCUGAGCCAGGCUGCCUGGGCACCAGCAAUGUGCGCCCCAGCUGCCUGCCAUUCGACCUGUCCCCUUUUCGGAGCCUCCGCACACUCCGGCUACAAGGCUGUGAGGUGCGUGGACAGCUGUCGGGGCUGGACGUGUUGCGGCCACGCUUGCAAGAGUUGGUUGUCGAGAGUGCACUGUCCCCCAUGGCAGACUUGUCGUGCAUGCUGGUCGCCGGAGACGUCUGGCAAGCAGCAGCAUGGCCUCAGGUGCUGCGGGCGCGCUUCAACCACAACAGCCUCAACACGAUUGACCUCAGCGUGCGCCUGCUGACAUCAGUGGAGCACCUGGAGCUGGUGGGCAAUGAGCUGUCGCAGGUGGAGAACCUGGAGUGCCUGUCACGUUUGUCGACACUCAACAUGGCCGAGAACAGCCUGCGGCAGUUACCCCCGCUGCACACCCGCUUGGGAAACGUGCGGCAACUCAUCCUGGCAGGAAACCAGAUAGACUCUCUGGCCGGGCUGUCACGGCUGUACUCCCUGGUGGAGCUGGACGUGUCGCACAAUGCCAUUGCGCUCGUCUCCGAGGUGGGCCACGUGGGGGCGCUGCCGUGCCUCGAGAGCCUCGAUCUGCGUGCCAACCCUGUGAACCAGCUGAUCGACUAUCGAGCGCAUGCGCUGCUCCUGUUUGGAGGUCGUGCGCAUGAGGUUGUACUCGAUGGGCAGAAAGCAACGCAGAAGGAGCUGGACACGGUCAACGUGUUGCGUGCCUUGCAAGUAGCCAAGGAUAGGCGACCCCCCACGGACACGGCAGCAGCGGGUUGCCCCAGCGCCAAUCUGCAGCCCUGUGCCCCAGAUGGCGGUGCGCCUGAGCUGAGUGGGCGACCUAUGGACGAACGGCCAGACGCAGCAGCAGACGAAUUCCGGCAGCAGGUGGCCACAAUGCGGACCCUGGGGGGCACCGACUGGCUGCGAUUGUUCAACCGCAUGAGCCAGCAGCAACAGAUGGCACAGCAGCCGAACCCUGUAGAGCCAGCACAGUCCUUGCCAGCAGCACCGAGUUACUCAGACUGUGAGAAGCCAAUUGGUGAACUCGCUCUUCCAGACUGGCUUCUACGGACCGGUCUUCAGCAGCCAAGCUUCCAGGACCAGUUGCAGGCUCAGGCCAAGGGCCUUGCUCCAGAAUGGGUUGCCUGGUGCACGCGGAUUGAGGCACCAACUGUGGCAACAAGUGUGGUCUGCAUUGUGGCCAACUGCACCGGUUUGAAUCUACUCGAGCUGGAGCAAGUGCAAGGUAGCAGUGGAGCAGUGGUGCCGCAGUUUGGACAGUGCAUAACCAUCGCACCCUCUCGGAUGGAGCGUCUUCUGAGGGGCCCGCACCGGAGCUACAUCGAGCUGAGGACAGAGUUACAGUCUAGGACUAGCGGUACACUCCUGCUGCCUGCUACAGCCGAGGACGCGGAUUACCUGACGCGCCAAUUUGCUGCCACGUUUGGCCUGGAGUGCCAAGACAAGUUUGCGCCGCCGCACAUUGAGCGUGUGGCUGCAGGUUCGACGUCUGCUGCCGAUGUGCGGUUCUGCGGACGCAUGCUCUCGAAUGGUGCUGACAUGGGAAUGGUACAUUAUGUGCUCGUGGCACGCAAAGAGAUAGUGGUAGUGGUCGAGAACGUGUUUAGCACGGUGAAGCCGUUUCGAGUGGAGCAGACGUGGAAUGUCACUCUGCCCGUGGUGGAUGUGCAGCUUCCCGAGCACUGGCCAGCCUCCGUGGCCUCCAUAGACGAGUUCAGAAAGUGUGGUUUUGGUGUGAGGAUCAGCUUUGAAGGAGGACAGCAGUUUGAGGCGCGGUUCCAAGUGAGAGAUUCGCGCAGCCAGUUCCUUGAGUCUUUUUUGGCUGCCAGGAACUCUUGACAGCGAUCGACGAACACUUUGUGUUCUCAGACUUGCACCUCGCAACUUCCACAUGCCGCAUCUUCUCCGUCACAAUCGGUGCAGGUAGCUGGAACUAAAACGCGUUCCAGUUUGUGCCUUGUGCAUGACUUGUGGAAAUGUGACUAGAACUGAAAAUAUAUUACCACUGGCUCCUACACUUGCUGUGUGCCUUUGACAAGCCAUCCAGCAGAAUGUUGGUGUUUUCAUGAGAGGCUUCUGUGAUUAAGCGGUGUGAGCUUUGAGGAACAAAAACCCAGCGGUUUUUUAAUUUUCAUGUGUGUUCACGUACUUUGCAUUUAAAAAAAUCUCAACCAUCCUGUAGCAACAUCUGUAUGUAGUAUUUUCAUUGCGAUUGUGUGCAUUUGCACUUGUAUUCAUGUAUGUGUUAGUCACAAGAAGCUACAGGUGGAGUUUGCAGAUUUUUAAAGAGCAUGUUGUUGAGAGCUUGUACUCGAAUUGAAGUAUUGCUACGAGCCGUGGGUGGGCGUAGAACUUAUGCUAGAAUUUAGCGCAACAGUGCAUGUGGUGGAGGCCAAAGGUGAGCACAGCUGACUGAUGCUAGUCCUAUCUCAGCUACUGAAGCAAUGAUGUUUGUGAGUGUUUGGUUUUGCCUGGUUUCAAAGUAAAAGCACGUGUUAAGGGACGAGGUAAAGCAUUGGGUUAGUGCGCAGAGCUGUGCCGUGUCUUUUUGUCUGGUCUUCUGUGUUUGUGGUCAGUUGAAAGCCAAGUUUUCUGAACUAAUAUUGUCUGAAGUCAGUGGCAAAACUUAAAGCCAUGGCAACUUAAAUGGUACCACGUACAGAAUCAGUGUGUUGCAAGUGGUGAAGCAGUCUAUGUGUGAAAAGUGCAAAUACGUGUGUGAAGUGCAAGUCUGUAAUAAGUGUGUGUUGCGAGAACUUUUUUUUUCUCCCCAUAUUCUACCCGCCUGUUCCCCUUGGUUUUGCACUCUAGCCGUUGUGCCUUCACCCCUCAUAAAGUUCACGUCUUCAGCGGAACACAACAGCCAAGACUGAGGAACAACAGUGCACGUAGGCCCUAUGACUUGUUCAAGGUGCUUGCCUUAUUUGGUGUGGUUACAAUACUGUUUGAGUGGCCAAGUCGUGAAUUGACCUAACUGAAGAUGUGUUUGUUUCAUACGAUGGGGGGGGGGGAACAAACGAAAUGCGUAGCAACUCUGAAUGACACUGCCAAAGUUGCCCGAGUGUUGGUGUGAUAAAGCGGCAUUUUAAGCACCUGUGAA